UUUCACCAUCGAAAUAAAAGAUUUCAACAUCUGGAGGUUUUUGUUCGGCUUUCUGGCCAUCUUCAUCAUAAGUAUCAUAGUCCGCACAUACAUCGACAUGGUGUGGGAGGUGGCCAACGUUGUAUUUGUUUUGGAGGAGAACUGGGGUUUUGGGGUGAUGAAGAAGAGCAGAGAUCUCAUCAAAGGAAAGCGCGACACGACGCUGGCUUUGAACAUUUUGUAUCUGUUGAUCAUGGGCGGAAUUGAAGGAUAUUUUCAGUACGGGGUUGUGCAAGGCAGGGAUGAGCUCUGUCGGAUCAUUUGGAGGCGUACGACACUUCUGGCGGCACUGCGGUGUGGGUUUGAUCUUUUCUGGUUGCUCAUUCGGAUCGUCUUUUACUUGGAGUGUAAAUCCAUCCACCACAAGCGCAUUGAUAAAUUGGCUCUGUCAGAUCAUUUGGAGGCGUACCUGAGAAAAUAUAUGCCUCUCAAGACAAGAAAAGAAUAGAA
Molecule: messenger RNA, 489 nt
Organism: Cryptomeria japonica (Japanese cedar)
Lineage: Eukaryota; Viridiplantae; Streptophyta; Pinopsida; Cupressales; Cupressaceae
Exons: 2
Coding region: 98-487 (129 amino acids)
Source: RefSeq, a predicted model, not a curated record